GCUCUUUGGGUUUAGUAGCAGAGGCAAGUUCAAUCAAGAGUAGACCAUGCUACUUCGUCAAUUUCGGAGGUCCAUCGCCGCCGCCCGCAGUUUCUCCGCGGUCGUAUCGGCGCCAAAUAAAGUCUCAAAGACUGGAGCUGUGACAAAAACCAACACCAGCGGCGGUGGCCGAGACACCUUGGGUAAAAGGCUUCUGAGCCUGGUCUUCCCAAAACGCAGUGCUGUGAUUGCUAUUAGCAAAUGGAAAGAGGAAGGUAACUCAGUCCGAAAAUACGAGCUCAAUCGUGUUGUUCGCGAGCUUCGUAAGCUCAGGCGAUAUAAACAUGCCCUCGAGAUAUGUGAAUGGAUGAGAGAACAGAAAGAUAUCAAGUUGCUUGCGGGUGAUUAUGCUGUUCACUUGGACUUGAUUGCAAAAGUUCGAGGUAUAGAUAGUGCAGAGAAAUUUUUUGAGGAUCUGCCUGAAGGAAUGUCAGACCACUUUACCUGUACAGCUCUUCUCCAUACAUAUGUGAAGAACAACUUGUAUGACAAAGCUGAGGCUCUUAUGGAAAGAAUGUCGGAAUGCGGUUUACUAAAUAAUCCUCUUCCUUAUAACCACAUGAUGUCUCUUUACAUCUCAAAUGGGCAACUAGAGAAGGUUCCAGGAAUAAUUCAGGAGCUAAAAAGGAAUACUACUCCAGAUGUUGUUACUCACAAUCUGUGGCUUACUGUUUGUGCUUCACAAAAUGAUGUUGAAUCUGCAGAAAAAACUCUUCUUGAGUUAAAGAAGGCAAAGUUAGAUCCCGACUGGGUAACAUAUAGCACUUUAACCAACUUGUAUAUCAAAACUGGGUUCACUGAAAAAGCUGCAUCUACUUUGAAAGAGAUGGAGAAAAUGGCAACCCGGAAAAAUCGAGUUGCAUAUUCAUCUCUCCUCAGUCUGCAUACGAAUUUGGGAGAUAAGGAGGGUGUUCAACGAACUUGGAAAAAGAUGAAAUCAUUAUUUCGUAAAAUGAAUGAUGCCGAGUAUAAUUGCAUGAUAUCUUCUCUUCUAAAACUCGAGGAGUUGAAGGAAGCUGAGGAUCUCUAUACCGAGUGGCGAUCAGUUUCUGGAACUGGUGAUGUUAGAAUUUCAAAUUUACUGCUUGCAUCAUACAUCAACAGAAACCAAAUGGGAAUGGCUGAAACGUUCCACGAUAGAAUGGUCAAGGAAGGGAUAUCUCCUUGUUACACAACUUGGGAGCUUCUCACAUGGGGUUAUUUGAAAGAAAAACACAUGGGAAAAGUACUAGAUUACUUUGAAAAGGCUGUGACGAGUGUGAAAAAAUGGGAUCAUGAUGAAAAGUUGGUUAGAGAAGUAUUCAAGAUGAUUGAGGAGGAAGGUAAUGUUGAAGGAGCCGAACACCUAUUGGAAAUUCUAAGGAACAGUCAUUAUGUUAGUACAGGGAUAUAUAACUCACUCCUAAGAACUUAUGCCAAAGCUGGUAAAAUGCCACUCUUAGUUGAAGAAAGGAUGGAGAAAGACAAUGUUCAGUUGGAUGAAGAGACUCGUAAGCUGAUAAAGAUAACUAGCAAAAUGUGUGUGAGUGAGGUAUCGAACACUUUUCUUAAACAAUAGGUGCAAUUUAGGGUUUUUAAUUUUUAUAAACUCUGAUUUAAGUGGAUGAAUAGUAAAUUUUUGCAUUACAUCCAACAUCUUUUAUUCUACAGGUUAUACGUUUUAUCAAUUA
Messenger RNA from Cannabis sativa, 1709 nucleotides. Its product is annotated as pentatricopeptide repeat-containing protein At4g02820, mitochondrial. The record is from RefSeq and is a predicted model, not a curated record. The transcript has 2 exons. Gene Ontology annotation, molecular function: protein binding. Gene Ontology annotation, cellular component: mitochondrion. Bases 47 to 1597 code for a protein of 516 amino acids. NCBI's taxonomy places the organism in Eukaryota, Viridiplantae, Streptophyta, Magnoliopsida, Rosales, Cannabaceae.